GCUUGUUUGCGAGUGUGUGCGGUGUCCUAAUGAUGCCGAACAGGACGGUAUUUUUCUCAGGUUUCGCUGUUAUCGGAAAACAGUAGCCGGACGACGCGCGCGCAUGUGUAUUCUGCGGUUAUACCUGCUAAAGUCUCUCAAGUCUCCACAACGGUCGCAAUAUUAUGUAUUUAUGAAGUAUUAUCGCACGUGUACGAAUGUUUGAUUCGUCGGGUUUUUUAAUUCGUUUAAUCUUACGGUUUUGCUCGCGCCUGUGAUAAAAUCAACAACCGUCGUUUUAUGUGCCCAAACACAAUAUAAUAGUCAUUAUAUUGACACCACCAUGUACUCGGCGCACUAUAACGGAUUUACGUUUCAGGGCCAAGGGCGUGUGAACCAGCUGGGUGGUACGUUCAUCAACGGCCGUCCGCUUCCUAAUGUGGUCCGAUUGAAAAUCGUCGAAAUGGCAGCGGCGGGCGUCCGGCCCAGCAACAUAUCUCGACAGCUUAAAGUAUCGCACGGAUGCGUGUCCAAGAUACUCAACAGAUACCAAGAGACUGGAAGCAUCCGGCCGGGCAUAGUCAACAGCGACCACGCUCAAAAAACGUGCCCUAAACGGUCACCGUAUUGCUCCGAAGAGGUCAGAGACACAACGAUUAGAUCGGAUCGUCACAGUAAUUACUCGAUCGACGGCAUUCUAGCAGGAAGAACCGGCGACGUGGACGUUCCGUCGGAACCGGGUAUUGUGAUAUCCAGAAAACAGAGAAGAGGAAGGACCGCGUUUACCUCACAGCAGCUCGAAGGACUGGAAAGGUCCUUUUUAACGUGCCAAUACCCAGACAUAGCGGCCAGGGAAGCACUGGCCGCCAAGUUUGGACUUCCGGAACCCAGAGUUCAAGUGUGGUUCAGCAACCGGAGAGCUAGAUGGAGAAAACAAAGCAACUCUAACGUGCAACAUAAUAUAAUCAACAGUAACUUUUGCGAAAGCUUAAAUCCACCUACUUAUACUGGUACUGCUGACUGGAGGCUUCAACCGAGUAUCCAGUACAACGGUUACUACGACGGGACGACUUGGGACGGAUACCAACAAAACGCGGCCAGAACCAAUGCGACGGCCGCCCAUCAAUACGGCGACAUAUUCGGACCGCCGACUUAUGGUGCUUCCAGUGAUUUUACGGCCAGUUCAAUGAAACGCUUUCCCUCGGUAGACGCAACCGGUGGCCUCCAAACUUCAUCGUCAACAGCCGCUGGCCGCUGGACGGACUUCAACAAUAAGUCCACUGUGGACGGUUGUGCCGUUGCCUCUUACUUCAAUAACAAUUUGUUAUGAGACCCAACUGUGUACAGAACCAGUGUAUUCCCUAAUAGCAUCGGGAGCCAAUGGGAAACUUCCCGUUAUCUUCCCAGCAUUAAAUAGGAAGUUAACAGGCUGUUCUAACUCGGUAUGGACUUGUAUUUUGUCGAAUGACCAUAAUAUUCUGGCACUUCCGCUACGUAUUGGCUUCCUAUUUAACGCCGGGAAGAUAACGGGAAAUUUCCAUUAGCUUCCCGACUUCCCGACGCUAUUAGAGGUACAACGAUCUCAUUUGAACCGGUUCGAAAGUCUGUAAAAUCGUCAGAGCGUAUAAGCUCUGACUUAAGCGUGAAGUCAUGCGGCCAGACUUACCGGAGCAGGAUGAAAUGCUUAUAGAUGUUCUUAAUGAAAAGUAGCCGCCAUGCCAUUAACUUAAACGAUAUAACUGAUGGAAAAUAAAUAAUUGUUAGCUCUAUAGGAAAUCUAGGCGCCCUUUGUUAAAUGGAUGCUCGAAGAUAAUAAUAUUUACAUGCAUUUGAUAUUGCUAACGAUUUACACGUGAUAAUAUUGCAUAG
Molecule: messenger RNA, 1848 nt
Organism: Adelges cooleyi (spruce gall adelgid)
Lineage: Eukaryota; Metazoa; Arthropoda; Insecta; Hemiptera; Adelgidae
Product: protein gooseberry-neuro-like
Exons: 7
Coding region: 323-1309 (328 amino acids)
Biological process (GO): regulation of transcription by RNA polymerase II; anatomical structure development
Molecular function (GO): RNA polymerase II cis-regulatory region sequence-specific DNA binding; DNA-binding transcription factor activity, RNA polymerase II-specific
Source: RefSeq, a predicted model, not a curated record